Messenger RNA from Phanerochaete carnosa HHB-10118-sp, 1725 nucleotides. RefSeq lists its product as uncharacterized. The coding region runs from base 1 to 1623 and encodes 540 amino acids. The record is from RefSeq and is a predicted model, not a curated record. The transcript has a single exon. NCBI's taxonomy places the organism in Eukaryota, Fungi, Basidiomycota, Agaricomycetes, Polyporales, Phanerochaetaceae.
AUGCCCUGUGCUGCUAUGAACACCAGCAAGUCACUGAAGCUACUCAACGACAUCCUCGGGACCAGAUACACGCUAGGCAAGCCGGGGCUGGAGCAGUGCCUCGACCACUUCAUCCGUAACUCACGAGACUUUGGCCAAGUAUAUGGCGCUCUGCGAUGCCAUUGGCAAUCCGACUUCACUCGGCUGCUCUCUGACAUUGCUGCAAAGCAAAAGAGGGAAGAAGUGAUGCAGAAAAAUGCCUUGGAUGGUGGAUAUAUCAGCAAUUCGCAGGUGUCUCCACGACGGGUGUGGGACCUUUACAGUAAUCGUGUCCUGCCCUUCUAUGCCAUUGAUCAAAAUCGCAAUUCGCUCGUGAUCCCCGACAAUAUCUGGACGGUAUCGCACAGCUGGGUGCACGAAAACGCUCGCAUCGAUGUCUCGACCCCAAUCAACGACUACAAGUGGCCCGUCCCCAUCCCGAACAACACCACCUUCGAUCACAUCCGAGUCGAGCUGCUCAACCUUGGAGCCGAAUAUGUCUGGCUGGACGUCCUGUGUAUGAGACAACGGGGACGUCCGGAGGACGAGGAGCAGAGGAAGGAAGAGUGGAAGCUCGACGUCCCCACCAUUGGGUCUGUAUACUCCCUGGACAGACCGUGCGUUACAUAUUUCAACGGCCUGGGUCUUCCUUUCGACCCGUCUCCACAAGUACUGUCUUCCGAUCGCCACUGGCUUAAGCGUGUCUGGACGGUACAAGAGGCCACCGACCUCUGGUUGCCCGGUGGGAUCACCGGAGCGACGUCUACAGACACGCAGCGUUUCUUCCGAGAGCUACUCCCGCGGUCCAUCCCGCAGAAUUUUCUGUCGUCUUUCGACCACUUGGCCUUCGCGGUUCGGGCGAUGCAGGGGCGCCACUGCACCGCAGGGCUCGACAGGGUUCACGGCCUCGCAUACAUCCUGAACUGCAAGACGCUGCCGAUCUACGACGAAGGAAUGCCGACGGAGCUCGCUUGGACCGCGCUUCUCAAGCAUAUAGGCCUUGACUCACGAUGGCGGGUCGCCUUGCGCCACGCGAGGCGUCAUCCAAACGAUACCUCGCUGCUGCCUUCGUGGAAGGACUUCAUGCAAUACGAGCAGGAGGGCAACGAUAUCCAUUCCUGGUAUUCUGUGCCUGGCUUGUCAGACUUGUACCUUCUGGACCACUUGAACCUUCACACGCCUGAGCCAGGGACCUACUUCCACAAGGUCAUUGCCGGUUUGUACGGUUCCAUUGACAUCGAUCGCGAGGGGACGAAAGACAGUUCCGGUCAUAAGAUACUCAGGUUCCAAGACGCAAUCGGCGCUCUCUACGAGAUCACAGCAACCAAGGUCGGCGGUACAUUUUUGCGAGGCGCGGCGUAUCUCAUCUUGAAAUUCACUUCGGAGGUCUGGCUUGUUGUCGAGGUGAUUGGCCGGCGGCUGAUGGGGGAACAAAUGGUGCAGUGGGUGGUUAAGCGAGGAUGUAUAUUUCCUUUAUUGGACCCAAUCCCGUACCGCGUGUGGGGUAAUCGGUGGGUUGUUUAUGUUUCAGAGGGGGAAGUCCGAGAGAAGAAAUCGGUAUUUCGCAGGCUACACAAACCUCUCGAACGAUAUUUAUUACAAUAGCUCCGCGUCCGCCCACCAGUCUAGCGUGUAGUCGUAGCGGAAAACUUGACAUGGCACUGAACCACAUGCAUUGGAGACUAGCAAGCAUUCUAUUAACUUUUC